This is a messenger RNA of Trematosphaeria pertusa, 1922 nucleotides long. RefSeq names its product MFS general substrate transporter. The record is from RefSeq and is a predicted model, not a curated record. Gene Ontology annotation, biological process: transmembrane transport. Gene Ontology annotation, molecular function: transmembrane transporter activity. The coding region runs from base 1 to 1443 and encodes 480 amino acids. The transcript has 5 exons. NCBI's taxonomy places the organism in Eukaryota, Fungi, Ascomycota, Dothideomycetes, Pleosporales, Trematosphaeriaceae. Gene Ontology annotation, cellular component: fungal-type vacuole membrane.
AUGACAGGUUCUCCCAGGCUCGUGCACGACGAUCGUCCAGAUUCCGCGUACGGCUCGAGAAAAAACUCGAGAGAAACCACGUCGACGUCGCAUAGUUCUUUAUCAGAGUUUAGAGACGAAAAAAGUCGCAAUACACCGAGCGGGACCCCGUCCGUCAAGGUGGACGAGAACCUAGGAGAGAAGAUCACCAAACGGAAGCAGGUGAAGGUACUCGUGGCAACGUCUUUAAUGUCUUUCUGGAUUAUAGGUCUUACCCAGAGCUUCGGUAUCUGGCAGAGACAUUACGGAAGCGAUUCAGCCGUUGAAGAUGGGUUAAUCCAACCUAGCGACUUGACCGAGCGGCCUACAAUCGCGGCGAUCGGGUCUCUUGGGAAUGGAGGAAUCGUCGCCGCGUUUUGCAUAUUCUACUUCCCGUAUCUGCCGGAUAUUGGGAAGCACAUCAGAACACUAUGCGCGGUGGGGACGGGGUUAAUGGUGCUUGGUUUUGGAACGGCUGCUGCAAGCACGCGGCUUUUGCAUCUCGUUGGUACCCAAGGGCUCCUGGCCGGUCUUGGAGGUGGUCUGAUACUGUCCACGCUGCCCCCGAUCCUGGCAGAGUACUUUGGUCGACAUAGUGGCUUGGCGCAGGGUAUCACGCUGGCUGCUGCUGCCGUUGGCGGUGCCGUCCUCUCCUUCGCUACGCCCGAACUCCUCGACGCGUUAGGAACCCGAGGCACACUUGGCGUAUUUGCGGUAAUGAGUGCUGUAGUUGGCGGUCUCAUUAGCGGUCUUGCUCUGCCGCCCCGAAAACUUGAAAAGAGAAGCGCGAAAGUUGUGAGCUGGAGGGCCUUCAAGGACCCAGCCUUCGCACUUCUGUUCAUCGUCAACCUCCUUCACCCACUGACCGCGGCCAUUCCCGCGACCUUCGGACCUGACUUCGGCGAGGCCCUAGGCUAUAGCAUCAAGGCAACUUCAUACUGGCUGGCGCUCACGAACGGAGUCGGAAUUAUAUCGAGGCUUUGCGUCGGCGGCCUAGCGGAUAGAUUAGGGCAUCAGAACAUGGUCAUGGUCGCGACGUUUGUGUAUGCUCUGAGCACAUGGACCCUAUGGCUUAUCGCGGCACAAACGAGCAACCGAGGGUACUGGAUUGCAUUCAAUGUCCUAUAUGGCAUCGUAAACGGCACCUUUAACACAGUAAUGAACUCGGUCCAAAAGCAGCUCUUUGGUGACGAACUGUACUACCCAUACAAUGGGGCGCUGGCCUCCAUUCGAGGAGCUGGAUACGCAUGCGGUGUUCCGAUUGCGGGGGCGCUCGUGAGCCGGGUCAAGGAUAGCGAGCUGACGGGAAGGGACUUUAUGAAGCCCAUAGUGUAUACCGGCGUCAUGCUCACGGUUUCCUUGGUCUGUCUUGGAGGAGUCCGUUGUUUAGACUGGAGGAGGAAUGGGCAUAGGUGGAUCCGAUGACGGACUCCGACAUACUGGACCUUAGCGAAACAGACGCGGUGCCUAGGUACCCAAGCCUACAUCAUCGCGGUGGUGAUGGGUUAGGCGGAACCGAGGGAACCGUGGUAGGUACCGAUCGUGUUGGACUGGAUGAGGGGUUCGGUGGCGUGGAAUUCAGAUUGAACUGGGAUGCCCUUCGUAGGCUAGCGAAUCUGGAUACGAUUGCGUGGGAGUAUUUCAAAGCUCCAUGAGUUCGACGAGGCUGCUACUACAACUUGUUUGACCUGUAGUUUCAGGCCGACCGCUGAGGAAUAAAGACCCCUGAUCGCUACCAGGGCCAGGGUCGUGGACGCCUGCAUGACUCUGUUUACAAACCCCGGGCCAGCAAGCGUCUGCGGGGUUUGGGGUAUCGAUACAGUGGCCUUCGCAUCUGUGUAUGAGCGUAUCCAGGCGGGAAGAUGGACCUUGCGAUAGCCGCGAGCCGCGCAAGAUUGCAUGAG